AUUAAAUAAUAAAUUCACGAAGUUGUUUGUUUAUUUUUCUACAUUUUAGGAAUUAUAUUUAUAGUACUUAUAAGUAGUAUGGUAGUUUAAAAACCAUUACGUAUACUGUAAUAGUAAACAAGUUCAACUAUGGAGUCUCUACUGUCAUCAGAUGAUAGUUGUGAUUCGGAAAUUAAGAACAUGAAGAAUCAAUUAUCCGGUAACGUAUCCACAAUAAAGUUUGGUUUGGAUGAAGAAAAUUUGAGUAAAGAGGAGAUGGUGGACCUCCUGAAAGCUUUAAAUAAUUCCCGAACCAGCGCUAAAGAAGAUGAGUUCUUGCGACACAAAGUGGAAGAAGAAAAUGCUUCUGAGUCUCCAAAAAGAAUGAUGAAGAGGAGAUUUAUUAAUGUAAACGACAGACGAAUGCCCUGGAGCUUGCUGCCCGGCAACAUAACUCAGGCUGAAAAAGCUCGGACAUUGGCUGUUUACAUCAAACUUAUGUCAAUAAAUAGCUACAGACAGGCUAGACAGACCCCUAAAUUUAUAAUGUGGCCACCACCAAUACAGAUUGUAGAGGAAACAAGAGUUCAACCUGUGAGGUCUACCAGAAGUGGUCGCUCUGUGCCUGUUUACUCAGGCUUUGAUGAUGACUCUAAUGAUUUAGAUUUAGUUGUCACUAAAACAAAAAAGCGAAAAGUAUCUAAUAGUGACAAUACUGAUGGCAGUGGCUCUAACAAGUGUUUAAGCCUAAAACGAAAACCAUCUAAAGAAGAAAACUCAAGGCCAGUCAAGGAAGCCAAAAUGAACCCAGAUAAUAAUAAAAUAGACUCAAUAGGUUCUCACAAUAACGUUAAAAGCAUUUUUUCUAUAAUUGAAGACUGAAUGUUGAAUGAAAAGUACUUCCACAAUAAUAUUUAGGAUGAAAGUAUGUGUGACAAGUAAUAAUUGUUUUCUUAAGCUUGUAAAUAUGUUUUAAUGUUUUAAUUUUUAUUGUUUUUUUUUGUUGUUGUUAAGGCCGUGAGCACAUGAAGCCUAUAUUGUUAAUUUUGCAACAGCUUCAAGUACUUCAGUGAAUAAUUAUGGCUAUGGUAGAUCAGUGUCAAUAGUUAAAAUAUCAUGUUUUGACUAGAAACUGAAAGAUAAAAUAAAUAAGUAAAUAGUAUUUGUGUCACAAAACCACAUCAAUUAUCUGGUCUCAAACUAUGGAAUUCUCUGAACUGUGAGUGCUAUAGCAACAAUAAUAACUCUGGGGACUAAUCGGAAUGUGCUGGCCUGGACCAAUUUGAAACAAUUUGUUGAUCUUCUUGUGUAAUGCACGCACACACUGCUAACUGCUAUGCCACCUCGCACACCUCAAUGUAGUUUGAAUUAAUUGAGGGCUUGCAACAAUCUGAAUUACUGAAUAUAAUAUACUUUUAACUUUUAUUCACUGAAAAUACAUUUAUUUACUGUUAGUAAUUUGACUAUGUUUCUGGUCGGAUCAUUGUAGGUAGUGUAAAUCCAUGUAAAUAUACAGUUGUAUCUUGUUUGAAUUUUAUAAAACAUUACAAGCAGAUUUUAUGAGAAAUAAUUAAGUUUUGUCUGUGAUUUUAAGAUAUU
This is a messenger RNA of Hyposmocoma kahamanoa, 1578 nucleotides long. RefSeq lists its product as uncharacterized. The coding region runs from base 130 to 861 and encodes 243 amino acids. The record is from RefSeq and is a predicted model, not a curated record. Lineage: Eukaryota; Metazoa; Arthropoda; Insecta; Lepidoptera; Cosmopterigidae. The transcript is spliced from 3 exons.